Molecule: messenger RNA, 1401 nt
Organism: Botrytis byssoidea
Lineage: Eukaryota; Fungi; Ascomycota; Leotiomycetes; Helotiales; Sclerotiniaceae
Exons: 6
Coding region: 229-1092 (287 amino acids)
Cellular component (GO): membrane
Source: RefSeq, a predicted model, not a curated record
CCUUCUCUAUCAUUAUUUAUCAGGUUCUCCAUAAUAGUUUAUUUUAUCGUUCUUGUUUCUUCAAUCUUUGCUUUAAUCGCUCGUUACUGUUAGGCAUUUUUUAUACUGUGGACCUUCAAUAUCGAAUCUCAAUUUGAAUAUCCAGAACUCUUCAGAUCACUACAUAUCAAAAAAGAACUACAACCUUUCCUGUUCUGUCUCUAGCACUUAGAAACAUUCUGUGUAAAGAUGUCUAGCAAAGAUGUUAGUUAUUACGACUACGACCCAUCGAAGGGGGCCGCGAUUGCUUUUGCCAUACUAUACACAGGCAGUUUUAUAUACACCCUUUUCCAGUACAUAUGGCUCAAAAGUUGGUUCUGGUUAUUCAUGGUGCUAGCGGCAGCUAUGGAGUCUGUCGGGUACAUAGGUCGAGUGGUCUCGGUAUAUGACACAACUAACAGAAACGCAUACAUUGUCCAAUUUGUUCUCAUUUUCCUCGCGCCUGCGCUUAUGGCUGCGUCUUGCUAUAUGGCAAUGGGUCGGGUCAUCUUUCACGUUACUCCCUCCUCCUCUCGAACCGUCAAGAACCUCUGGGUACCACCCCGCUGGAUGACACCCAUCUUCGUAACUUGCGACAUCGUCGCCUUUCUAAUCCAAGUAUUCGGCGCCACCUCCGCCACCUCCAAAGAUUCAAAGGUUGUUCAACGGGGUUAUAAUGUCAUGAAAGUUGGUCUGGUUAUCCAAUUAGUAUGCUUUGGAUUUUUCUUGGUCGUUUCUCUAAGAUUCCAUUUCAUCUCGAAGAAAUUUGAAAGUUCAUGGCCGGAUAGACAGUGGAAGAAAUUGUUGAUGGCGAUCAACAUUGCUAGUGGGCUAAUCUUUGCUCGUUCGAUAUACAGAAUGGUAGAAUUCACAACCGGCUUCGAUGGAUAUCUCUCAGUUCACGAAUGGAAUUUCUAUGUCUUUGAGGCAGCAUUGAUGCUUCCGGUUUUGGUUCUCUUCAAUCUAUAUCAUCCUGCGAAAUUCUUGACGAAUGUCGGAUGGAGGCAACAGAGAGAAAAGUCGCAUCUUCCUCUGAGUGGAUCUAGCUUGCAAGAUCUGAGUUCUCCUAAGUGAGUGUUGAUUAGCGAUGAAUAUUAAUGGUUGUAUGGGAAUGAAUAGGUAGGAUGGAUACAUUAGGUUGAAUAGAGAAAUUCGAGAGGAGGACGUUUUGUUUCAGCGCAGUUUAUAGAAAUGAUAUUUUCCGGUUGGGUAAGACAUUAGGAUUGACAUUGAAGAUUUCAGGUCUGGCGUUUAUUAGUUUGGUAAAUCUAGCACGGCCUUCUAACAAUGCUUUCGGGGUAUUAUCAGAGUGUUCAAUGAUUUCUGUAAGUAGAACUGGUUUCGGGCGUUCAAUAUCUAAUAAUAAAGACGCUUGACAAAUAU